AUGAAUCCCAACUUGAAUUUUCCUGGAUUUCGCCAACCGAUUUUGCAACCUUAUAGGCCUUUGCAAAAACAAGCCUGGCUACAAAAAGCUCCACAGAACCAUGAAUACAAACCUGGAGAACCUAUACUACGCCCAUUGCGUUCGACGUUUGGCGGUAAUAGGCAUGAAAAUCGAUGUUAUUUUCCUAUUGUCCCGGCCAAAAGAAUAGGUAAGAAAUUUUAUAUUUUUGUUGGAUUUUAGACUUGUAGAUAGUUGCGCAAGCUGAAAAAGGCAUUUUGCAAGGUGUUGAGUAACCGGUUUAUCGUUGAAUUGCUUGAUUUUACCUCUAAUCCGAAAAAAUUUGUCGUUUUGCCUAGUGCAAUAUAAAUUUUUCCGCUAACUCAAAGAAUCCUUUUUCAGAGCAGAAGAACGAAAUUCCUGGCUCCUCAGGAUUUAUUCAUAAGCUUGAUCAACCUUUUCCAAUUCAGCCGAAGCUUUACCAAGCUGAGAAUCAAGCUCCGGAAACAGUGGAGCAGAAGAAGGUCUUUCCUUUCCGAAGGAACGAAGAUGGUUCAUACGUAUUUGAUCGUAAACUUGUAGACAAAGGCUCUGUGGUCCUGAAUCCGAAGGAAACGGAGGUUUUUGGACUUACUCGUUUUGGGAGACCGUUGCCAUUGGUCGAAGCAUCAAAUCCGGCUGUCAAACACCUUCUUCGGUCAGUCAAUCGUAAGAUUUUGAAUUUUUUGUUUUAAUUUUAGGCUGGGAAGGAAGACAAUGAGGUAAUGAAAGUGACCCAACUCCUUAUUUUUAUCUGUCUUCGUUGCAAUAUUGAUUUUUAGACUAAUCUUACUUUAGUUCACCUAAAAUAAUAUAUUUUUGUCAAAACUCAGCGAAAAUCAUUUCAGCUCAAAAACGAAAGCAUGGAGAAGAAAAGUACUCUAGAAAGGUUGUUCUCGGCAACAUUUUUGAUGUUCCGGAUCAGAAAAUUCUAGAGAUCUUUCAUUCUUAUGAAGUGGUAGGUAAAGUCGUCCGCCAGAAAGGAAAUGAAGGUAAAUAUCAGUCAGUCAUCGAUUCUAAACACUUGUAACUUCAGACUAUUGCUUCUUGACUUUCAAACAUCCUGAUAUUGUCGAGACGUUGCUCGAAAAUUGUGUUCCUGACGAGUUCAACUUCAAGUACAAGGUGGAUGAUGAUCUUACGGUAAGAAUAGAAAAGUUUUGAUUCAAAAUUUAGAGUAAAUUAUGAUCUUCGAGGUUCGUUCUUCCUGCCGAAUGAAUUUUUAUUUUGUUUGCCGCAAAUUUUGACUUCUCGGAUAUUGUACUAGACAAAAAAUUGUGAGCAAUUGUAAUAUUGCGUAAGAAUUUAAGACGAUUAUAGCUAAAUUGCAAUGUUUGGACUUGGUUAUGACUGUGGAAGCUCUAUAUCAUGAAAAAAAUUAUGUUUCCUAUAUUACACUAGACAAAAAUUACCUAAAAUUGACGAAUUUCGGUCUCAGAUUACUCCAAAUAUAACGCCUUCAAUUUUCAGAUCACCGUAUUUCCCUGGGCAAAUGAAGAUACCGCCUAUACGUAUGACGAAAAUUGGCCAAUUUUCACUCGGCACACGAUUUUCAUUGGAUGUCUCCCAAGAAUCUGCACUUCAUCCUUCCUCUUCAACUUUCUGAAAUUCAAACUGAAGUUCUGGGAUCUUCUUCAUGUUCGGAUUGAUUGCGAUCCGCAAUUAUAUCCACGAGGAGCAGCUCGAGCCGUCUUUCGAACUGAAGAGUCAUAUCGAAGGGCCUGCCAGAUGCAUGUUCAACGGUUCUCAUGGUUCAACGAUCGAUAUAGAGUAUGUUUUUGAGCUUUGUUUUUGGUUUUUAGGCUGGUUGGUGAAGUGUGUUGACAUGGCGCAACUGGUAGUGAGCCGGGUUGGCGAGAGUCGCAGGUUCGAUCCCGGCUGUGAGAAAUUUUUUGUUUUUUUGUUUUGAAAUUAAUUUUGAGGAAAUUUUUGACUGAAUAGAAGCAAAUGAAGGCCCAAUGACGAUUAGAAUAGCAGAAAAUACAUGAAUUUGUCAUGGAUAAUAUGGUUUUUGGAAGCAUCUGCUGUUUUUCUUCAAAAAAGGGAUCGAAAUAUAUUAGCAAGGCUUGUAAAAUACACCGUAGUUAUUUUCCUCUUUUUAAGAUCGAAUUCAAAUCCUUUAUCUACAAGGGAUUUGCCUGCGAAAAUUGCGGAGCCCAAGUUGUUACCAAGUUUUGCCCAUCAGACGCAUGUCUUCGCUAUUAUUGUGAUGGAUGCUGGCCAUUGGUUCACAACAAGGAAAGUUUCCAUCGACCUGUUUUGGGCCAAUACCGCGAUGUUCCGUACAUAACCAAGAAUUUCGAGGAAGUCAAGGCUUUUCAUGAACAAAGGAAGAUUGAGGAGCUCACAGAAGUCAUGAAAGAGGACAGAGAAAAGUCUACUGUGGCCAAGGAGCAAGUUCCAACAAAGGCGAAUCUAUUUGAGACCGGGAGGAUUCAAAAGACUAAAUUUUUUUGA
This is a messenger RNA of Bursaphelenchus xylophilus (pine wood nematode), 2493 nucleotides long. The record is from the annotation of a GenBank genome assembly. Lineage: Eukaryota; Metazoa; Nematoda; Chromadorea; Rhabditida; Aphelenchoididae.